Aspergillus welwitschiae is the source of this 1369-nucleotide messenger RNA. RefSeq names its product DnaJ domain protein. NCBI's taxonomy places the organism in Eukaryota, Fungi, Ascomycota, Eurotiomycetes, Eurotiales, Aspergillaceae. The transcript is spliced from 2 exons. Gene Ontology annotation, molecular function: heat shock protein binding. Gene Ontology annotation, cellular component: nucleus; cytoplasm. The record is from RefSeq and is a predicted model, not a curated record. Bases 108 to 1079 code for a protein of 323 amino acids.
CCUACUUUGCGUCACUUUCUUACAUAAGUUCUUAGCACACGAUCUUCUCCUUUUCUUCUCAUCAUCAUUUACUUGAUACUUUUUGGUUCCUUGGCCAGCUGUCAGUCAUGACACCCCUCGACCGCCCUCUGGCCCGCCCAUGGUAUGAAGACUAUUCGGAGGAAGAGAUUGAACGCGAUGAAAACGAUGAAAUAAUUAUACCCCGGCACAGAGUCCUUGACUUGUACGAGCUCCUUGGUGUCGAUGACAAAGCGACUCAAGACCAGAUCAGAGCUGCCUAUAAGAAGAAGGCGCUGAAGCAUCAUCCUGACAAGGCACCCCCGAGCAAAAAAGAAGAAGCAAACACCAAAUUCCAACAGAUCGCCUAUGCCUACGCCGUCCUUUCCGAUGAACGUCGCCGCGAGAUAUUCGAUCGCACCGGUAGCACAGAGGAAGCCUUGCAAGAAGAUGAUGGAUUCGACUGGAUGGAGUUCUACCGGGAGCAGUUCGCGACCGCCAUCGACGUCGAUGCGAUCGACAAGCUCAAGCAGGAAUACCAGGGGUCUGAGGAAGAGGUCAACGAUAUACUGCAGGCCUAUGAACUUCACCGGGGCGAUAUGGAUAGAAUCUACGAGUCAGUGAUGCUGUGUAAUGUCAUUGAUGAUGAUGAGCGAUUCCGUGCCAUCAUUGACUCGGCUAUUGCGGAUGGAAGGGCCCAGGAGUACAAGAAAUACACAGAGGAGCCGGUCAAGAAGCGUCAAGCCAGAUUGAAGCGGGCACUGAAGGAAGCGAAGGAGGCGGAACAAUUGGGCAAGGAGAUCGAGGAGAACAAGUCUAAGACGGGUAGGAAGAACCAAGGGGGCAGGAAGAAGAAGGGUGACCCCGAGGACGUGGGUGACUUGGCUGCGAUGAUUAAACAGCGAAACCUCUCCCGUCUUGACGUCCUCUGCCAUCAACUGGAGGAGAAGUAUGACGUGGACAGUAAGCUUAAUCCUCUGGAGCCGAGGAGGAAGCGGAGGUCGAGUCCGCCUGAGGAGGCCUUCAAGGCUAUGGCUGCGCGUGGGGAGAAAAAGAAGAAGCAGAAGAGGACCAAGGGGUGAGGCGUGUUAUCCUUGGGUGGAUUGUCUCUUUAUGCGUUAUUUUUUUAUCACUACUACUUAUCUUUGAGGUUGGGAGUUCAGGUCAUGUAGGGACAGAGCCCUUUGCAGCAUGGUACAUUGAGUGAUUUGGCAGUCAGGCAUGGGAAUGCAUUGUUUUGUUUUUUUGUUUUUCUUCUGUUUUUCGUUCAAUUUCUUUUUCACAUUGGGUUUUAUUUCUGAAUUCUGGCACUUUGCUACCAUUGAGUGCCCAAUACACAGUAGUAGUGCUGGCAGUAAUAAAACAGACAUAC